Etheostoma spectabile (orangethroat darter) is the source of this 1495-nucleotide messenger RNA. RefSeq names its product twist family bHLH transcription factor 1a (gene twist1a). Lineage: Eukaryota; Metazoa; Chordata; Actinopteri; Perciformes; Percidae. The record is from RefSeq and is a predicted model, not a curated record. Gene Ontology annotation, biological process: regulation of transcription by RNA polymerase II; developmental process. Bases 425 to 973 code for a protein of 182 amino acids. Gene Ontology annotation, molecular function: RNA polymerase II transcription regulatory region sequence-specific DNA binding; protein dimerization activity; DNA-binding transcription factor activity, RNA polymerase II-specific. The transcript is spliced from 2 exons.
UUGAAUACCUAAAAUAGGGACCGUUCCUACUGUCCUUGCACAAUCUGCACCAAUAACACCGCGCCCCAUACACUCCUUUACGCAAUCUUGUGUAGCAGAGCCAUACGGAGUCUAAAAACACCAUUUCUGAUAUUAUAGCUAGAACGCUCUUUCCCUUGCAGUAUUAUGUUACAUCCCUCCUUAUCCAAUCACAGCGCUCCCCAAAAUCGUCCUGCCCGCUCCCCGCUAUAAGAGCCCCGCUCGCCCCAGUCUGGCAGACAUCUCGCCCUCUCAGUGGCACACGAGAUUUACCGUAACACCGCCCACACCCCUUUGCAGGCCACAUCAUUACCUGUCGCGUUUGUUGAUGUUGUAGCCAGUUCACUGAAUCAGAGUCAGGAGUUAUUACGCACCUGCAAACUAUAGAAAGGUUUUUGAAGAGACGAUGCGGGAAGAGGAUUCCUCCCCAAUGGACAGUGCAGGGAACAGCGAGGAGGAGACCGACCGUCAGCUUCCGCGGAGAGGCGCGAGGAAGCGGCGGGCGACCCGGCGGCGCGCAGACGACGAGGAGGAGGGAGACGUUGAGAGUCCGAGCACCGGGAAGAAGAAAUGCAGAAAGAGCUGCGACGGAGGACGCGGCAGCGCAGGGAGCGGCGACAGCGAAGCCAGCAGCAGCCCCGCGCCCUCCUUCGAAGACCUACAGACACAGCGCGGGAUGGCCAACAUCCGCGAGCGGCAACGGACGCAGUCCCUCAACGAGGCAUUCACUUCGUUACGUAAGAUCAUUCCCACCCUCCCGUCGGACAAACUCAGCAAGAUCCAGACGCUGAAGCUGGCUGCCCGGUACAUCGACUUCCUGUGCCAAGUUCUGCAGACCGAUGACCUGGACGCGCGAGGAACCAGCUGCAGCUACGUGGCGCACGAGCGCCUGAGCUACGCGUUUUCGGUCUGGAGGAUGGGGGGCUCGUGGUCGUUGUCUACUACGUCCCACUAGCAUGGCUGCUGUUGAUGGUGCAGCACGAUUAUCCAGACUGAAGAACCAGUGGAGCAGGGCGACCAUAGACUGGAACAGGCUAAACAGCUGAGGGGCCAGCCGCGGUGCUUCAGGCCUCAGAGGAGAGCCGGCUUUUCAUAUUUCCCGUUGCAAGGACUGUAAUGUUUGCAAGGGAGCACUUAGGACAGACAGGAUGGAUAUAAAAUAGAAAGACCACUGCGACUAUGAAUGUUGUAAAAACAAAAUGAGCUCUGAGGAACUGCUCUGCUUUGAAACAUGAAAGAAAAAUGACAAUUAAUUCCCACAUUCCCUGUGACAAUGUUUCACAGCAAAUGAAGAAUUUUGUAUUUAUUUUUUUCUACACAGGCUCUAAAUUCCUUUUCCCCACUCAAAUAAAAGUUAUUUAUUUUUGGGAUAUCAGAAUGCUGAAUGGAUCAGGAGUCUGCGCAUUUGAGUGUUGUAUAUAGUAUUUGCUAAUAUCUUGAAUAAAAAAAGGUUGAAAAGUAUCACUCUUACCUCUCA